Messenger RNA from Vitis vinifera (wine grape), 6103 nucleotides. Its product is annotated as putative leucine-rich repeat receptor-like serine/threonine-protein kinase At2g19230. The transcript has 26 exons. The record is from RefSeq and is a predicted model, not a curated record. Lineage: Eukaryota; Viridiplantae; Streptophyta; Magnoliopsida; Vitales; Vitaceae. Gene Ontology annotation, molecular function: protein binding; protein kinase activity; ATP binding. Bases 515 to 5944 code for a protein of 1809 amino acids. Gene Ontology annotation, biological process: protein phosphorylation.
CCCACCACGACGAGAGAGGGCGAUGGCAGUGCACCUCAGUCCGGCAAAAGCAGAUGGAGAGAGGAAGGCAGAAUGCUCCGCACGCCCACACAAAGAUAGAAGCAAAGAGAGAGGAGAGGCCAGCAUGCAGCAAUUGCAGUUCGCCGUCAAUGGAGGAAACUCAUCUGAUGUUUCUCACCACACAAGUCGCCACAUCGGCACCGCCGGCACGAAGCCGCUCCACAUCCGGGAUCGUUUUGAGGUUAGGGAUGAAAUGCCCUCAAUCUCCUCCUGUUCUCAUACACCUCCAAGACUGGAUUGGACUGAUGUCUUUCCUCCGCUUCAUCAUGAGUUACGGUCCUGAUUCUUGAAAUUCUCAGGUAUCUGCAAGUGGAAAUGGGUGAUCGAUGGAGAUAUAAACUUGUAUUGACUCUUGAGAACCGGGUGAUCGAUGGAGAUAUAAACUUGUAUUGACCCUUGAGAACUGGGUGAUCGAGGCUCCCCUUCAUUGCUGAGGAGGCAAAGGAGGAGACCAAUGGAAAUGUUAGUUGUUGUUCUUGGAUAUUUGGCUCUUACUGCCAUGGUUCUUGGGCAGGAUCAAUCAGGCUUCAUAAGCAUCGAUUGCGGGAUAAAUCCGGGUUCCAGCUAUUUUGAUGCCUUAACCGAAAUAUACUAUGCAUCAGACUCAGAAUUCAUACACACUGGAAUAAAUUAUGAUGUUUCUGAGGAACACAGACCUAGGUUUGAAACUCGAGAUCAGCAGCUCAUGAAUGUGAGGAGCUUCCCUGAAGGAGCCAAGAAUUGUUACACUCUUCGACCGCAACAAGGCAAAGAUCAUAAGUACUUGAUCAGAGCUUCCUUCAUGUAUGGGAACUAUGACUCCAAAAAUCAGCUUCCAGUGUUCAAACUAUACGUGGGUGUUAAUGAAUGGGACACUGUGAAAUUCAGCAAUUCAUAUGAUGUUGUUCGGAAAGAAAUUAUACAUGUCCCGAGAACAGAUCACAUAUAUGUCUGUCUAGUGAACACUGGUUUUGGGUCACCUUUCAUAUCAGCAUUAGAGUUGAGACAACUGAAUAAUUCCAUUUAUACAACUCAAUCUGGAUCAUUGAUACUCUUUAGGAGGCUUGAUAUUGGUUCAAAAACAAGUCAGACAGUCAGAUACAAAGAUGACGCUUUUGAUCGUAUUUGGGAACCAUUCAGCCGGCCUUAUUGGAAAUCAGUCAGUGCAUCCUAUAGUAGUGAUAGUUUAAGUGAUAACCACUUUAAACCUCCAUCCAAGGUCAUGGCAACUGCUGUAACCCCUGCUGAUGAGAGAUAUCCCUUGGAAUUCCACUGGAAUCUGGACAAUUCUACUCGACAGUUCUAUGUAUACAUGCACUUUGCUGAGGUUGAGGAGCUCCAAUCCAACCAGUUGAGAGAAUUUUAUGUAUCGCUUAAUGGUUGGUUCUGGAGUCCCGAACCUAUUGUUCCUGGAAGAUUGGUUCCACAUACUGGAUUUAGCACACAUUCCAUAAGUGCAUCAUCUGAGCUAUCACUUUCAAUUUAUAAGACACAUAGAUCCACUCUUCCACCAAUUCUCAAUGCUUUGGAGAUUUAUGAGAUAAAACAAUUGUUUCAAUCAUCAACUGUCCAGAGCAAUGUUGAUGCUAUCAAGAAAAUCAAGAUGGUGUACAAGGUGAAGAAAAACUGGCAAGGAGAUCCAUGUCUUCCCAUUGAGUUCUCAUGGGAUGGCCUGAGCUGCAGUGACAGCAAUUCCAUUUCCCUUAGUAUCAUCUCUUUGAACCUUUCAUGGAGCAAGUUAACCGGGGAGAUAGAUUCUUCAUUCUCCAGUCUCACAUCAUUAAAAUAUUUAGAUUUAUCUUACAACAGUUUGACUGGAAAAGUGCCAAACUUUCUGUCCAAACUUUCUUCCUUGAAGGCCCUGAACUUGUCAGGGAAUAAUCUGACAGGUUCAGUUCCAUUGUCUCUCCUUGAAAAAUCUAGAAAUGGAUCCCUGUCUUUGAGAUUGGAUGGGAAUCCACAUCUUUGUAAGAAAAACUCUUGUGAGGAUGAGGAAGAGGAGGGCAAGGAGAAGACGAAGAAUAAUGUUAUUGUUCCAGUAGUUGCAUCCAUUAUUUCAAUUCUAGUCCUCUUAUUAGGUGAGGUAGCAGCCCUGUGGAUAUUUAAAAGGAGACAACAAUACGAUGGUAUGAAAUUGGACUCUAUGAACUGCCACGUUAGUUACUCUGAGGUUGAUAGAAUCACUGAUAACUUCAAAAAAAUGCUUGGCCGAGGAGCAUCAGGAAAAGUUUACCUUGGCCAUUUAAGUGAUGGCACCGAAGUUGCAGUCAAGAUGCUGACACCUUCAUCAGUUCUAGUGUUUAAGCAAUUCAAGACUGAGGCUCAGCUGUUGACAAGAAUUCAUCACAAAAACUUAGUUUCUCUAAUUGGAUACUGUGAUGAAGGUUCAAGAAUGGUGCUCGUUUAUGAGCAUAUGGCUGAGGGGAACUUAAAAGAGUAUUUAUCAGGUAAAAAAGAAAUUGUCUUGAGUUGGGAACAAAGGCUUCAAAUAGCAAUUGAUGCAGCACAAGCACUGGAAUAUUUACAUGAUGCUUGCAAUCCACCCAUAAUCCAUAGAGAUGUAAAACCUGAAAACAUCUUAUUGACCAAAAAAUUUCAAGCCAAAGUUGCAGAUUUUGGGUGGUCUAGAAGUUUGCCCUCUGAAGGUGGAAGCUAUGUAUCAACUGCAAUUGUUGGCACACCGGGGUACAUUGACCCCGAGUACAACAGAACCUCAUUACCAAGUAAGAAAACCGAUGUUUAUAGCUUUGGGAUUGUUUUAUUGGAGGUUAUUUCGGGUCAACCUGUAAUCAUAAAGAUCACAAAAGAGAGCUCAUGUAACAUAGCAGAUUGGGUUCGCCUAGUAACUGCAAAAGGUGAUAUAAAAAUGAUUGUAGAUCCAAGGUUACAAGGAGAAUUUGAAGCCAAUUCUGCCUGGAGAGCUGUAGAGACAGCAAUGUCUUGUGUGCUACUCAGCUCCACAGAUAGGCCAACCAUGAGUCAUGUAGUAGUGGAAUUAAAAGAAUGUCUGAAAAUAGCCAUGGUCCAUGAAAGAACUGACAAUGCGGAAGAGGACCAGGGUCCUGUUAGUAUUGAAGCUGUCCAUGAAAGAACUGACAAUGUGGAAGAGGAUUGUGAUCCUUUUGGUAGUGAAGCUGCCUAUGAAAGAACUGAUGAUGCAGCAGAGGACCAUGGCCCUCUUGGUGUUGAAGCUGCCCAUGAAGUAACCAACAAUGCCAAAGAGGACCAGGGUCCUGUUGGUAUUGAAGCUCCACAUGAAAGAAAUGACAGUGGGAGAGAGGGCCAUGGUUCUGUUGGUAUUGGAGCUGCCCAUAAAAGAAAUGACAAUGGGGAAGAGGACCAGUGUCCUGUUGGUAUUGAAGCUGCCCAUGAAAGACAUGACGAUGGGAAAGAGGACCAUGGUCCUGAUGGUAUUGAAGCUGCCCAUGAAAUUACUGACAAUGCAGAAGAGGACCAAGGUCUUGUUGGUAUUGAAGCCACCCAAGAAAGAACUGACAUUGUGGAAGAGAACCAUGGUCCUGUUGGUAUCGAAGCUGCCCAUGAAAGAAAUGACAAUGAUGAAGAGGACCAUGGUCCUGUUGGUAUUGAAGCUACCCAUGAAAGAACUGAUAAUGUGGAAGAGAACCAUGGUCCUCUUGGUAGCGAAGCUGCAAUGGCUAUCCAAGAAAGGACAAACUCAUAUGGGGCGGCCAAGGAAAAGAAGAAGGAGAAGAAGAAGAAUGUUGUAGUUUCACCAGUUGCAUCAAUUACUUCAGUUGUUGUCCCAUCAGACAUUGUUGUCAAACCCAAUGAGGAUGAUAAAACAUUUGAGCCAAAGAACCAACACCUUACUUAUUCUGAGAUUGAAAGAAUCACUGAAAAUUUCCAAAAGGAGCUUGGAAAAGGAGCAUCAGCAAUAGUUUAUCAUGGUCAUUUAAGUAAUGGCACUGAAGUUGCGGUCAAGAAACUGUCACCUUCAUCAAUUCUAGGGUCAAAGCAAUUCAAAACUGAGGCUCAGCUUUUGACAAGAGUUCAUCAUAAAAACUUGGUUUCUCUAUUUGGAUACUGUGAUGAAGGUUCAAACAUGGUGCUCAUUUAUGAGUACAUGGCAAAGGGGAAUUUAAAAGCAUAUUUAUCAGGUAAAACAGAAGCUGCCCUGAGUUGGGAACAAAGACUUCGAAUAGCAAUUGAUGCAGCACAAGCAUUGGAAUAUUUACACAAUGGUUGCAACCCACCCAUAAUCCAUAGAGACGUCAAAACUGAAAACAUUCUAUUAAACGAAAAAUUGCAAGCCAAAGUGGCAGAUUUUGGGUGGUCUAAAAGUAUGCCUGUGGAAGGUGGAAGCUAUGUAUCAACUGCAAUUGUUGGCACACCUGGCUACCUUGACCCUGAAUAUCACAGAAACUCAGUGCCGAAUGAGAAAACCGAUGUUUAUAGCUUUGGGAUUGUUUUGUUGGAGCUUAUUUCAAGUAGACCUGCAAUCAUAAAGAUCACAGAAGACAAUCGAUGCAACAUAACAUAUUGGGUCCGCCCCAUUAUUGCAAAAGGGGAUAUAAGAAUGAUUGUAGAUCCAAGGUUACAAGGAAAAUUUGAGACUAAUUCUGCCAGGAGAGCAAUAGAGACAGCAAUGUCAUGUGUGUCACUCAGCUCCACUGACAGGCCUACCAUGAGUGACAUAAUAGUAGAAUUAAGAGAAUGCCUAAAGAUAGUGAUGACCCAUGAAAGAACGAAAGAGGGCCAUGCUUCUGUUGGUAUUGAAGCUGCAAUGACUGUUCAAGAAAGUUUCAAUGGAAAUCAGGAUUUCCUUACGACAGGCUCGAAUGCGAAGGCUGCGGAGAAAGAGAAGGAGAAGGACGAGAAGAAGAAGAAAAAGAAGAAAAAGAAUUUUAUUGGUCCAGCAGUCACAUCAAUUACUUCAGUUUUAGUCCCCUCUGGUGCAUUAGCCAGCUUGGGAAAAUCUAAAAAGAAAUGGCCACAUGCUAAAGAUAAGAGUUACUCCGAGGUUGCAAGAAUCACGAACAACUUCCAGCAGGUGAUUGGAUGUGGAGCAUUUGCAUCAGUUUACCUAGGUUAUUUAAGCGAUGGUACUGAGGUAGCUGUCAAGUUGCUUUCAUCUUCAACUAGAGGAUCCCAGGACCUUCAGACAGAGGCUCAGCUGCUGACAAGAAUUCGACAUAAAAACUUGGUUUCUCUGCAUGGAUACCAUGAUGAAGGUUCAAUCAUUGCGCUCAUUUAUGAAUAUAUGGUGAAGGGGAGCUUAAGAAAGUAUCUAUCAGAUGAAAAUGAAGUUGUUUUGAGCUGGAAGCAAAGAAUUGGAAUAGCACUUGAUGUAGCACAAGGACUGGAAUAUCUACAUGAUGGUUGCAGGCCACCCAUAAUCCACAGAGACGUUACAUCUGCAAACAUCUUAUUGAAUGAAAAAUUGCAAGCCAAAGUGGCAGAUAUGGGGUUGUCUAGAAGUCUACCCAUUGAUGAUUUGACUGAUAUUUCCACUGUGGUUGUUGGCACACCCGGGUACCUUGACCCUGAGUAUUUUCAAUCCAAUAGGGUGUCUAUGAAAAGCGAUGUCUAUAGCUUUGGGGUUGUUCUGCUGGAACUUGUUUCAGGCCAACCUGCACUGAUAAAGAGCACCAACGGUAUAACUGAUCACCUAAUCAAUUGGGUUCGACCCCUGAUUGAUAGGAGGGAAAUAAGAGGAAUUGUGGAUCCAAGGUUAAAUGGAGACUUUGACAUUAGUUCUGCCUGGAAGGCUGUAGAAACAGCAAUGGCUUGUGUAAGAUUCAGCUCCGUUGAUAGGCCAACCAUGAGUGACAUAGCAUACGAAUUAAAAGGGUGUGUAAAUUGUUUAGCAAUAGCAACUGGGGAUGUGGAAGAGGACCUUGGUUCUUUUAUUAUUGAGGAUGCAAUGCUUCACCAACCAAGCUAGAAAUAUUUGCAAAAUGUGGUGCACAUCUAUUUGUAUUUUCUUGCCAAUUCAACAAAAUAAAUUGAACCUGUCAUGUAACAGUUUAGAGCAAGGUACGCACAGGUAGUUUCUUGUAAAGAGUCGUGCUUAAAUUAAAUGACUUGCUCUUCUCUUGAUACA